Molecule: messenger RNA, 183 nt
Organism: Clunio marinus
Lineage: Eukaryota; Metazoa; Arthropoda; Insecta; Diptera; Chironomidae
Source: the annotation of a GenBank genome assembly
AUGGUUGAGAUCUGCUUAAGGAAUUCCCAGCACAAUUUUCGUUCUAUUCAUGGCGUGUGGCCAUUAAUAUAUUCCAAAUGUGAUACGUUCUACUUUGUGAUGAUGCUACGUUCUACUCUGAUGGGUGAAAGUGACAAAUUACCAUAUGAAAAUGAUUUAACAAAAACAACAAAUGAUAAGUAA